Messenger RNA from Paramecium pentaurelia, 1998 nucleotides. The record is from the annotation of a GenBank genome assembly. Lineage: Eukaryota; Ciliophora; Oligohymenophorea; Peniculida; Parameciidae.
AUGGAUGAAGAUGAAUCCACUUCAUUUCAUGAAUUACCAAUCAAUGACAGAGUAUCCAAUUUAUAAUAAAUAUAAACUUGGUUUUAGAAUUAGAAAUUAGCAAUUACAAAUACUGAAUUAUUUACUACUUAAAUCUUUGAUGAUCUUAAAAAAUAAUGUGAAUAAUAAAAUGAAAUCUUACAAAAAUCUACUGAAUUUCAAGAAACUAAAGAACUAAUAAAUUCUUUCUAUAGUAAAGCAUAAAGAAUUUGUUUGAAAAUUAAGAAAAAAACAGAACCUCGUUCUUAAUUAUAAGAGAGAAUUAAAUAUUAUAAAGUUAAAGAGGAUGAAGAGGUUGAAAAAAAUAGAGAAAUAUUAAUAGAAGUAAAGAAGAAAUUGUUAUGUAUAAUAAGAAUAUCUAAAGGAAUUCCAUUUAUUAUAAAUUUUAUAAAGAGUUAAAAUGUUAGAGAUAAAUAAUAUAAACUUACAUUAAUGGUUGAGGAUGCCUUAUUAGAUGGUAUCAAUUGGUAUCUAAUGUUGAAUGAUAUCAAAGAGUCUUAAUGGAAUAAAGAAUUACCUUAAGAAUGUAAAUUAAAAGAAAUUCUUCAUUAAUUAUUAACUAUUAUUUGGUAAUAGAGAUAAGAGUUAAAGAAUGAAUUAAAUGAAAUAUUUUUUAAAUUGAAAAAGACAUAAUUAAUAAAAUUGUUAGAUAAAUAAGGAGACAAAUCAGAAAAGAAUGAUAAAUUUACAUAAUAGUCAACAAAAAUUUUAUAGAAAUUACAAGAGUUUUGUAAUGGACUUGAAAAUAUCAAAUUAUCAUCAAAUAAGGCUAAUGGAUUAUAUUAUUUAUAAAGAAUUCUAUUAUCAUAUUGUUGGGUUAAAUAAAUAGAACUAUCAGAAAUGUUAUAUCAUACUAAAAUAACAGGUAGAUUGGAUAAAUUAAAAUAAGAUAGAGAUCAUAGUAAUGUUAUUAGAUUAAGAUAAAAAAUAACAUUCUUAAGAUUUGUUUAUAGAAUUCCAGCUGUAAAAUAAUGGUGUGAAUAAAAUUAAAUUAUACCUUUUGAAAUGUAAUCAAAUAUUCCUCAAUAUCUAUAAGAAUAAUAUGAUUAAUUUAUGAGUGAUAAAAAAGAAAAACUCUUUUCAGAUACAAAAGAAGAUUAUUUUAUAGAAUCUCAAUUGAAAUUUUUAGCCAAUAAUUUUCAAAUUUAUAAAAAUAAGAUUAGAAUUAUAUUCAAUGAUUUAAGAUUCAUAUAGAAUAAAUAGGAAAUCUAUGAAUUAUAUUAAGAAUAUGUUAGUAAAUAUGAUGGUGAUAUAGAUAAGGUUUAGAAUUUGUAAUUCUAAAAAUAAUAAAAGGAUAUUAUAAUAGCAUGUUGUAUAAGACAUUUAGAAAUUAAAUUAUCAAAUGAAGAUUUCACUAAAUCUGUAAUACCUUUAGUGAAAUUUGAUUUUUUAUUGAAAAAAGAGAAACAUUUUUAAUUUUAAUAGACAUCAUAUGAUAAAUCUCAAUAUUCUUUUUUAGCUAAACCUUCAUUAGUUAAGAUAUUUCUGAUUGAUAUAUUAGCAUAAGAACAACCAUUUCCAUAUAUAUUUGAAUUCAUUUAUUAUGAAGAUGGGAAAUUGUAAUAAUUUAUAAAGAGUACUACACUUUAAGGAUAAUUCUUUUAUUGUCCAUAAAUAAGAGAACAUUUAUCAAAAAGAUACUAAUUUAAUAUAAAAUUAAUAGAGAAUGAAAAUAAAGUGACUUUUACUUAUUUGCCUACUAUUCAUUAUGAUUAUGUUAAACCAGCAGCAACAGUUUUAUGGGAAGAUAUUUUAUUAUAUGAUUUGAAACUUAUUUCAUUGCAUAGAAAUUAAUUAAUAGAUGAAAUCAAUUUUAUGGUUAAUAGUAAUAAAUUUUAGACAAUAAAAUAAUAAAUUUAGUAAGAUGCAAAAUAUUUUAAUGAUCAUAUUAAAAUAAUGAAUGAAUUAGAAAUAUUUAAUAAUUUAUAGUCUAAUGGAAAGAAGUUGAGAUGUAUAUGA